CGUGUUACUCGUUCCUCUAUGCAUGCAUGAGUAUCGGAUACUUGUUAUUCUUGAUCUCUCUUUCCCAAAAUAAUCACAAUUAACCACAAAUCCAAAUCAAGAAACUUCUUCUACUAAACCUAUGAUCACUAAUUAAUCAACACAGAAAAUUCAAGAAUCUAUGAGAAAGGAGGUGGUCGUGACGGUGGCCGCGGUGGCAACAGCCGUACUGGUGGUGGCGGUUGCAACUAUAACUCAAUACAAAAGAAAAAAAGAGAAGCAAUUGAAGAAAACGCAGCGUAUUGUUCGUAAGUUUGCAAGAGAAUGCGCGACUCCGGUCGCUAAGCUUUUAAAGGUGGCUAAUGCAUUAGCAUCUGAUAUGGAGACAUCUCUUGCUGCCGGGGAAAAUACUACUCUUGACAUGCUUGUGUCGUACGCUACUUCACUGCCUAAUGGGGACGAAAAAGGGCAAUACUACGGAUUAAAUUUGAGGGGGAACAAUUUUUUGAUUUUGUGUGCUAGACUUGGUGGAAAGGAUGAGCCUAUUACUGAUUUACAUAGGGAAGAGAUUUCUAUACCCUCCAAUUUGUUGCUUGCUACUUCUCAGGAAUUAUUUGAUUAUGUUGCGGUGGAGUUAGCUAAAUUUGUUGCAGCAAAUCCUGGGGAUAUUGCAAAUGAUGGAUCAGAAAGAAUGAAAAAAUUGGGUGUUACAGUCUCAUAUCCAGUCGACCAAAUUGCAUCCACCUCCGGCUCUGCUAUUCAAUGGAAAACUUUCUCAGCUGAUGAUACAGUUGGAAAAGCAUUACUGAAUGAUAUUAAUGGAGCUAUAGAGAAACAAGGCCUAAACAUGCAAGUUUUUGCAAUGGUUGAUGAAACAGUAGGAAAUUUAGGUGGAGGAAGAUAUUACAAUAAAGAUACAGUGGCUGCAGUAACUUUAGCAUCAACCACAAAUGCUGCUUAUGUAGAACCAGUCCAAGCAAUUUCAAAAUGGCAUGGCCCUUCACCUCUUUCAGGGGAAAUGGCAAUAAGUAUGGAAUGGGGAAACUUCAAUUGUGCUGAACUUCCAAUUACUGAAUUUGAUGCUACUUUGGAUUCAGAAAGCUCAAAUCCUGGUACCAAGAUAUUUGAGAAGAUGAUUUCAGCAACAUACUUGGGAGAAAUAGUGAGAAGAGUGUUACUAAAAAUAGCUAAAGAAACAUCAUUAUUUGGAGAUCAUGUUCCUACAAAACUGGCUAUUCCAUUCCUACUCAGUUCACCUGAUAUGGCUGCAAUGCAUCAAGAUGCAUCAGACGAUCGUGGAAUAGUUGGUGAAAAGCUACAAGAAAUUUUUGGGAUAGCAGAUCCAACACUAGCCGCGAGGGCUGUUGUCGCCGAGGUUUGUGACAUAGUAGCGGAACGUGGAGCCCGUCUCGCUGGGGCCGGAAUUGUCGGAAUAAUAAAGAAACUCGGAAGAGUCGAAAACAAGAAAAGUGUAGUAAGUGUAGAAGGAGGACUUUAUGAACAUUAUAGAGUCUUUAGAAACUAUCUACAUAGCAGUGUUUGGGAGAUUCUUGGGAAUGAGCAUUCAGACAAUGUAUUAAUUGAGCCUUCUCAUGGUGGUUCUGGAGCUGGUGCCCUUUUUCUAGCCGCUUGCCAAACACAUAAUCCUGAUUCCUAGUUCUAGGGUUUACAUAGAAUACAUUUCUUGCAUGUUACUUCUGGAUUUGAUUUUAAUGGAUUUUAUUACAACUAAAUGUAGCAGAUUAUAUAAAUUGGAUAUAACUCAAUUUUAGAUCCACUACAAGGUUUCGAGUUCGAGUGGUGUCAUAAAAAAUUACUAUGUGUUGUACCCGAUUUAGACACAUUUGAAUAAGAUUCAUUAAUGAAAUCGGGAUAUUUUUUUCUA
Molecule: messenger RNA, 1864 nt
Organism: Mercurialis annua (annual mercury)
Lineage: Eukaryota; Viridiplantae; Streptophyta; Magnoliopsida; Malpighiales; Euphorbiaceae
Product: probable hexokinase-like 2 protein
Exons: 9
Coding region: 161-1636 (491 amino acids)
Biological process (GO): glycolytic process; intracellular glucose homeostasis; glucose 6-phosphate metabolic process
Cellular component (GO): cytosol; mitochondrion
Molecular function (GO): mannokinase activity; D-glucose binding; fructokinase activity
Source: RefSeq, a predicted model, not a curated record